Molecule: messenger RNA, 789 nt
Organism: Quercus lobata
Lineage: Eukaryota; Viridiplantae; Streptophyta; Magnoliopsida; Fagales; Fagaceae
Product: late embryogenesis abundant protein At1g64065-like
Exons: 1
Coding region: 91-741 (216 amino acids)
Source: RefSeq, a predicted model, not a curated record
AUUUUAAAUUCCUGUCACAAAAGGGAACUAUAACACAAAGAGACAAAAAAAACACUCUUGAUAGUUCACUGUUUCCAAGAGAAUUAGAAAAUGGCGCAGAAAACAAACCAACAAGUGAACCCUUUGGGACCAGAAAGUAAGGAGCCUAGAAGUGAUGAAGAGUCUGGCUCUAAAACAUCUGCAGAGGAGCUCAAGCGAAAGAAAAGGAUCAAAUUGGCCAUAUAUAUUGCUGCUUUUGCUGUGUUUCAAACCAUAGUCAUCUUGGUUUUUGCACUCAUUGUAAUGCGUGUUAAGACUCCAAAAGUCAGGUUGGGCAAUGAUGCUACAUUCCACAACGUGACCACUGGCAACUCAACAUCACCUUCCUUUGAUAUAAACUUCACAACCCAAUUGAGGGUUAAGAAUGCAAACUUUGGUCCUUAUAAAUAUGAUAGCACCAUUGCCACAUUCAUGUACAAGGGUGUGACUGCAGGGCAAGUCACUAUUCCUAAGGGUAAGGCUGGGCUGCGUUCGACCAAAAAAGUUGGUGUCACACUAAAUGUGAAUUCAAAGGACUUGCCAAGUUCUGCCAAUCUUGCAGGUGACUUAAAAAGUGGGUUGUUGAUGCUAAACAGCCAUGCCAAGCUUAGUGGGAAAGUGGAAUUGAUGUUUAUAAUGAAAAAGAAGAAGUCUGUCGAAAUGAACUGCACCAUGACUAUCAAUUUAUCAUCAAAGGAGAUCCAUUCUAUGAUUUGCGAGUGACCAUAAAGCUGUUUAUCUUCCUUAAUUAGUUUUUAUUUUUCAGAUUCA